AGAAGAAGACCAACACCAAAUACAGACACUUCACUUUGGUCGGAGUUGUUUUGAAGAUUCUUCCGUCGGUGUCUCUUCAACUCCAUCAUCUCCAUGUCUUUUCCACUUCAAGGGUUUCAAUUUACUCUGAAUUGAGCAACGAAUGUUUUCGGUUUCCAAAUUAAGAUCGAGAUCGUUGGAAAUUAUGUCUUUCCAUUUUUUUUUUUUUCGUGAAUGUGUCGGCAGAAUAAGUUUUUGAAGCUUGUUGUUAAAUACUUGAACUUGAAUGUCUUUUGGGUUUGAAUCUGUGUAAUUCCUCUCAUGGAGAUUAUUAGAUCUGAGCUCCGAAAACAUUCACGAAGUGGAAAGAGGAAAUGGGCUAUUUUGGUUGGGAUUAUGGCCUUUACUUAUAUCUUGUUGUUACUUUCAUAUGGUGACGCCUUAAGAUAUCUUUUGCCUGAUGGUAGAAGACUGAAACUUCCCAAUGAGAACAAUGCGUUGAUGACUCCAUCGCGAAACACACUUGCGGUUAACUUUUCUGAGGAUUCUGCAGGCUCGGGGAUUCAUGUCUUGGAGAAAAAUGGGAAUGUUUCAGAUUUUGGUCUAAGGAAUGAGUCGGAAGAUGAUGAAGAAGGGUUUGUUGGAAAUGUUGAUUUUGAGAGCUUUGAAGAUGCAAAAGACAGUAUCAUCAUCAAAGAAGUUGCUGGAAGCAGUGAUAGUCUUUUUCCUACAGAGAAGACUGUAAUGCAAAAUGAGAUUGUUUCAACCAGUAAUAAUGGCCAUCAGGUGCAAAAUGUAUCGGUUCAAAGUCAGAAGAAUUUGAAGAGCUCUAUGUCAAGUGCAGGCUCCUCCAUAGCUGGUUCUGCAUUUGGAAAUAGUUCCUUGCUUGUUUCUAGGAAAGUGAGUAAGAAGAAGAAAAUGCGGUGUGAUCUUCCACCAAAAUCUGUGACAACAAUAGAUGAGAUGAAUCGGAUUUUAGCAAGGCACCGUAGAACUUCACGCGCGAUGCGACCACGUUGGUCUUCUAGGAGAGAUGAGGAGAUAUUGACUGCAAGGAAGGAGAUAGAGAAUGCUCCUCCAGUUGCAACAAGUGAACGGCAACUCUACCCUCCAAUAUUCCGCAAUGUUUCCAUGUUUAAGAGGAGUUACGAACUUAUGGAACGGAUACUCAAGGUUUAUGUAUAUAAGGAAGGAAACCGCCCUAUUUUCCAUACUCCGAUACUCAAGGGAUUGUAUGCAUCAGAGGGAUGGUUCAUGAAAUUGAUGGAAGGAAACAAGCAAUACACUGUAAAGGACCCAAGAAAGGCUCACUUGUACUAUAUGCCAUUUAGUGCACGGAUGCUAGAAUACACACUUUAUGUGCGUAAUUCUCACAACCGAACUAAUCUGCGCCAGUUUCUUAAGGAAUAUACAGAGCACAUCAGUUCCAAGUACCCUUUCUUCAAUAGAACCGAUGGAGCCGAUCAUUUUCUUGUUGCUUGUCAUGAUUGGGCACCAUAUGAGACUAGGCACCACAUGGAGCAUUGCAUUAAAGCUCUAUGCAAUGCAGACGUAACCGCAGGCUUUAAAAUUGGAAGAGACAUCUCACUCCCUGAAACAUACGUCCGAGCUGCCAAAAAUCCGCUUCGUGAUUUGGGUGGAAAACCGCCGUCUCAGAGGCGGACCCUGGCUUUCUAUGCUGGAAGCAUGCACGGUUACUUGCGUCAGAUUCUACUGCAGCAUUGGAAAGACAAAGACCCGGACAUGAAAAUCUUCGGGCGAAUGCCAUUUGGUGUGGCGAGCAAGAUGAAUUACAUCGAGCAGAUGAAAAGCAGCAAGUACUGCAUUUGUCCUAAAGGGUACGAGGUCAACAGCCCAAGGGUGGUUGAAUCGAUUUUCUAUGAGUGUGUCCCUGUGAUUAUAUCCGACAACUUUGUGCCGCCUUUCUUUGAAGUUCUUGACUGGAGUGCGUUCUCAGUCAUUGUUGCGGAGAAAGACAUCCCGAGGUUGAAAGAUAUCUUGUCGUCGAUACCAGAAGAGAAAUACGUGAAGAUGCAAAUGGCGGUGAGAAAAGCGCAAAGGCACUUUCUGUGGCAUGCUAAACCUGAGAAAUACGAUCUGUUUCAUAUGGUUUUGCAUUCUAUUUGGUAUAACAGAGUGUUUCAAGUAAAGCGUAGAUGAUAUACUGAUGGUGAAAAGUUUAGAUUUAAUGUGCUUGUUUCUUCUUUGUUGUAUGAGUAUGAAUUUAGCUAUAAAGUUGACUCUACCUUUGUAAAUACUAGAUUAUGUAUCCGCGCGUUGCGCUGGAUUUUUUUUUUUUU
Messenger RNA from Arabidopsis lyrata subsp. lyrata, 2279 nucleotides. Its product is annotated as probable glycosyltransferase At3g07620. Gene Ontology annotation, molecular function: glycosyltransferase activity. NCBI's taxonomy places the organism in Eukaryota, Viridiplantae, Streptophyta, Magnoliopsida, Brassicales, Brassicaceae. The transcript has 4 exons. The coding region runs from base 301 to 2139 and encodes 612 amino acids. The record is from RefSeq and is a predicted model, not a curated record.